This is a messenger RNA of Paramacrobiotus metropolitanus, 1032 nucleotides long. RefSeq lists its product as uncharacterized. The coding region runs from base 136 to 690 and encodes 184 amino acids. The record is from RefSeq and is a predicted model, not a curated record. NCBI's taxonomy places the organism in Eukaryota, Metazoa, Tardigrada, Eutardigrada, Parachela, Macrobiotidae. The transcript is spliced from 5 exons.
AGUGGUAUCGAUCCAGUUUCAGUUUAGUAUUCCAAAUUUUAUGUUCAGCUGAUGCCACAGCAAAAAAGUGAGUAAGAAAUACCACAACACACAGAGUCUCAUAAUCCACAAGGUGGCAUAUUUUUUUGGAACAAAAUGGCUUUCCGUCUUUCUUAUUGGUUGUUCCUCAUAAGUUCCGCUGCCGCCGCUGCAACAGGUCCUUAUGUACGCGUGGAAUUUGAAUUAGGCAGCCUCUCCAAUGCCAAUGGACUUCUGCAAAGCGGGAGUAAAUGCUCGAUUUUGGGAAAAUCCUGCAGUCAAAAAUUGACUGGCUACAUUGAUACCAAUCCGUCGGCGCGUGGCUGGCCAGGAAGUAAGCCGGUAGAUAGCUGGCCGCAGAUCAUAUCGGAUAAGGAUAAUAAUAUUGCCAUAAAGAAAGUCAUUUCCGGAGAUUUCUGUUCCGGUGCUUACAAGGAAGGAAUUUUGCGCAUUCAUGUUGUCGAUACGGGCAUGAAAGAUCGACUGAUCGAGGACUUCGAAUGCCGUAGCGGCAUCACUGUGGCAAAUUCCGAAAGCAGAGCAAGUUGGUCACCAGAACAGACGUGCGAGGCGAAAUAUAAUGGCAAAAACAAUCGACUGACGUUCCGGGUACGAGCGUAUGCGGUACCUUUGGAUUCUUGCGGACUGCCUCCCAGUCGACCGAAAGGAUAGCAGCUGCAAAAAUACAUGCUCGGCACAUUUGCCCAAACUAAUUAAAAUAAAAUUAUUUGUAGCACUUCAUGUAAUAAGUAUCUUUGUUACGUUGACUGCCGGUAUAGGCAUUGUUUGUCAUAAUAUGUGACCACUGACCAGAAACCUUCUGAUACGGAAAUAAUUAAAUCUGAAAACCUUUUGAAAAAUUAAUGAUAAUUACAGUUUGCGUAAAACUGCGCGCGCUCAACUGUCUCUGUUAAAGUCUGCUUACACUGAUACAGAUUUAUAGAUCAGUGCACCAGGAAUGUCCAGGAUGCAGUUGACAAAUAAAAAAGUCGCUCACGGCAUUGUAUUCGUAUG